Molecule: messenger RNA, 3293 nt
Organism: Varanus komodoensis (Komodo dragon)
Lineage: Eukaryota; Metazoa; Chordata; Lepidosauria; Squamata; Varanidae
Gene: TNFRSF18
Product: TNF receptor superfamily member 18
Exons: 6
Coding region: 1583-2275 (230 amino acids)
Biological process (GO): positive regulation of cell adhesion
Cellular component (GO): external side of plasma membrane
Molecular function (GO): protein binding
Source: RefSeq, a predicted model, not a curated record
CACUCUAACCACUAUGCAACACUUCCUAUCACACCACACUGGCUCUGUUCUGUUCUGUCAUUUGCCAGCUACUGCGACUUUUUGGCACUGAAUGCUAAAUCGGGGCUGAUCCAGCGAUCAGGGGAAAUGCCCACAAAAGCUCAGAAGCGUGCCAAGGGCGGGCGAGCCCCUGUCUGGCUGUCUGCAAACAUCUGCGGCAAACACAUGCUCAGAGGCACUCUUGGGGCCGGAAGAAGCCUGCUGGCCCAUCUUGUGACCAGAAAAGUAUGCAUCACGGACGGGGUUGUCCAGCCAGGAGAGGGGGGCCGGUGGCUGAAGGAGGAAAAGUCCAAGGGGCUUUCGUCCGUGAGCCCAUACUGGCCCCGAACCUGCUCCAGACGGCAGACUCUCUCCUGCUUUGCCCUGAACUUCCAAGCGAUCCUGCUUGCACUGAACUGUGCAACCAAUGGGAGAUUUUUCCUGGCUGGAGGGAAGCUGCGAUCAAGUGGAGCCCCAAGUUCUGAUCCAAGAUUUCGGGUCCCUGCACCACUUCCUCUGGAUUCUGACUUUAGCUGCCUCCUCGCUAGACCUGAACUUUUAUCCUAUUAUUUAAGAAGGAGGCAAUUCUGGUGCUCCCUGCAGAUCGAACCUGCCUGUUUCGAAGACGGCUUCAAGCCUUAAAGGGAGACCUGAUCCCUGCCUUUUGAAUGCCGUUUCCAUUUAAGCAUGGGUGUAUUUCCCUUCCUUUCCUUGCGCCCUUAUUUCCUUAGAGCAGAUUUUUCUGUUCAAAAAGGUAAGAUGGCCGCGUUUAGUGGGUUCGUCUGUUCUGGAGCUCCGUGAGUAGAAGGCAGCGAUGGCCGUGCGCAGGCCCAAGAAGAGAUCCCCGGACAUUUUCUCAGUCCAGCCCCUCCUGAAAGAUUCCCGCUCAGCUCAUCCGCAAAUACCAGAAGAUCCAUUGCUUUAAACUGUUUAUGUUGCUCUUCAAAGCUGCAAGAGGCUCUCCAGGAAGGCUGGCCGGCAAACCAAAAGAAACAUCUUGCAGCAUGAGCGCACAAAGAGGCUUGUUUUGGAAACAAAACUCAGAAUUUCCACGGGGUGUUAUGGUCAAUCAGGCAGAACCUUGCCCUGGGACUCAACGAGUCCGUAGCCUUCGGCACGGCCCUCCGGCUACCGCCGGCUGGGGAACGGCUUCUGUGCCGGACCCAAGGCAAGGGAGUGAGGCUGGACGGCACCUGGAUUCGUCAGGCAGCACCGUUAACGGGAUGGCAGCCCCCCCUCAUCCCCCCCGCCUGUCUGCCUCUUGCCGAGCAGCACCUUGACUUCCUCCUUCUCCUUCCUGCCGGCACUUUUUCUUUUGGCAGCAAGAAUACAGAAGAUCUAUUUCAGUGGUUCCCGUUAGGGACUUCUUGACACGUCACAGGCCGGAAAUGCCCCAUGCGGCUCUCUUCCCACAGAAAGGUGUGGGCCGGACGGUACAAAAUGCGGCCAGAGCCGGAGCAGGACGGGGAGGAGAGAGACGGUGGCUGCGGAGCAUCGGACCUCUGGCUGGCUCUGGCGCUUGAGUUUCGAACCCGACGCCGGGAAGUGAAGACGGGGGGCAGAGAUGACAGCACGCCGCUCUUGGGCCAGACCGCUGCUGCUUUGUGUCGUGGCACUCGGGGUGUGUGUGGAACCCACCGCGGGUUCCCAGGCUGUGCGAGAAGGAAAGCCAGUGUGUUGUGCCGCGAGUCCCUCCACGGAAGCCCCGAAAUCGUGUGACUCCUGCAGCCCUGGGACGUGCUGUGGGGACAAAUGGUGCGCCUCGUGUCGGAAGCUCCCCAGAUGCCAGGAGGGGGAGAAGCUGUACUGCUCAGGCACGACCGAUUUCAGGUACUUCUGCAAGCCGUGUCCAAAUGGAACCUUCUCAGACCCCAAAAAGGAAUGUUGUACCCCUUGGACAGACUGCGAACGGGCUGGAUUACUUACUGUCCAUCCAGGGAGUGCAACCCGCGAUGCGCGAUGCGGCCGGGACCGUGUCAUCACGAAACAAGAAGAGCCCUCCCUCGUGACUUUCUUGUUCGUCCUGACGUCGGUGGGAAUCGGUCUCCUCGUCCUCCUGACUUUUGUCUUAGUCGUCUGUACGUGGAUGCAGAAGGAGAAAUUUCCUUUGGAGGCAGAAAGCGAGGCUGUCUACGUGCCGGAGUGCGUGGGGUCCCAGCUGCUUCAUGCCGACGCCUGCAGCUUCCAGUUCCCGGAGGAAGAACAUGGGGACAAAAUGCCGGAAGAGACACCCUCGCUGAAGUCCUUGCCACACUGAGGAAGGUCUCCUAGGCCGAUUUAAUGAAACACACCAUCCGGCCUUUUGGGGAGUGCCACCGCCAUCUCCGAAUUGUCUCCCAGAAGAACACAGCUGCGUGUCUUUAAGGCGUGUGCAUUGGGUCGGUUUGCGGGCGCGAGCUGGUUGCCAGCCUUCGCUCACCACCGUUUUCGCAGUGCCGCUCUGUCUCUCACCUUGCCGAAGGGGUCGGGGAGGGGGAGCGGCUUCUCCAGAUGCGGCUAGAGAGUAAACAAUGCGAGCAUCACAUAAUCUCCCUCAUUGCACAGGUAGGAGCAAUCUGGGCCCUUAAUCCCCGAAGCCAAAACUUCCACCGGAUUGGAUGGAAGGAUGGAGACAGCCUUUUCGGAGGAGUCUUUUUACUCAGGCAAAUUUUGAGCAUGGCCAGCAGAGGUGCGCUGGGGCAGACGCCCGGAGGAUCCAGCGGUUAAAGGGAGAAGCCAGGUGGAGUUAAGCGGACCAUGGGUGGCGCUUACUGGUCUUUUAUGCCUGAGGCCUGCUUACCUGACGGAAGGCGCUUUUGCCAGCCAGGUCAAGGCUCUGCGCUUCUAUUGAGCAGCUCUAUCCAGAUUCUUGGGUUCCAACACCCUCCUUUUUAAGACUUCUUGUCUAGGUCGGUUGCAGAAUGCUCCUUUAAUUUUCGGGGAGAAUCCCUUUUCAUGCUUGUAUACAAAAAUAGAAACUCAGCUUCGGAGGGGCGAAAGGGGGAAUUUACUGGAUUUUCUGCGUUCUGAUGGGCCGUGGGCAGCGCGGUCUAGUGCAGCGAGAACUCUUUUCUGGAGGCUGCCUUGGGCAUUUUCUGUUUUGAAAACUUGGGUGCUCUUUCUCCCCUUCUUCGCCAACGGUGCCAUGAGGCACCAGAGGAAGUUGCUUUCAUCACGGCGGUCUAAUCGCCAGCCUCAAAAGGCUUUGCUUUAUGCAACGCCCAUGUUUCGAACUGCGCUUCCUUUGCGAAACCUGAAUCGGAGCUUUUUUUAUAGUAAAGCAGUAAGUAUGCCAA